UUUUUUUUAAACCUCCCACACUCAUUCUCCACUCUUCAACUUCUCCACUCUCCUUACCUUUUUUUUUUAAAAAAAAAAACUAUGGCUAGCAUCUUCAUUGUCGCUGCUAAGCGCACUCCCUUCGGUGCCUUUGGUGGAAAGCUCAAGGAUUAUACUGCUGCUGAGCUUGGUGCCUUUGCUUCCAAGGCCGCUCUUGCAGAUGUGGGCAAGGAAGUGCCGGUGGAUUCAGUGAUUUUCGGAAAUGUGUGUCAUUCGGAUGCAGCUGGCCCUUAUUUGGCUCGUCAUGUGGGUUUGCGUACAGGAUUGGAUAUCUCGAUCCCAGCCCUGACGGUGAACCGUCUUUGUGGAUCCGGUUUCCAAUCCAUCAUCAACGGAGCUCAUGAGAUCUUGGUCGGAGAUUCCAAGAUUGUCUUGACAGGAGGUUCUGAAUCCAUGUCCUUGGCCCCUUAUGCCCUUCGUAACAUCCGUUUCGGUGGUACUCGCUUUGGAGUCGACCUGAAGUUGGAGGAUACUUUGGCUGCUUCUCUGGUCGAUCGUUUCCCAAAGGAUUGUCCCAUGGGUAUCACUGCCGAAAACUUGGCCAAACAACACAACAUCUCUCGUCAGGACUGUGAUGAGUACGCUCUUUUGUCUCAGCAGCGUUGGGCCGCUGCCAACAAGGCCGGUCGCUUCAAUUCAGAGAUUGUCCCUGUGGAAUACAAGGUCAAGAAGGCGGUCGAAAGCUUGGGCCAUGAUGAACAUGCUCGUCCCACAACCACAAUCGAGACCUUGGCAAAGUUGCCCUCAGUAUUCUUGAAGGAGGGCACAGUCACUGCCGGUAAUGCUUCCGGUAUCAGCGAUGGUGCCGGUGCUGUUGUCGUGGCUUCGGAUCAGGCAGUCAAGGAGCAUGGAUUGAAGCCCUUGGCCAAGGUGGUGAGCUGGCACGUGACUGCGGUCGAGCCCUCCAUCAUGGGCAUUGGCCCUGUCUCUGCUAUUCAGGGCGCACUCAAGAAGGCUGGCUUGGGCUUGAAGGACAUGGAUCUGGUCGAGGUCAACGAGGCCUUUGCAGCUCAGUACUUGGCAGUGGAGAAGGUCUUGGGAUUGGACCGUAACAAGACCAACUUGAACGGAGGUGCCAUCGCUUUGGGUCACCCCCUUGGUGCUUCUGGUUCCAGAAUCAUUGCUCAUUUGACCCAUGAGUUGCAGCGCACUCAGGGCAAGUAUGCUAUUGGAUCUGCUUGUAUCGGUGGUGGUCAGGGUAUUGCCAUCGUUUUGGAGAGAUGUUAAGGAAAAAAAAGAAAAAGAAAAAGAAAAAAAAAGCAAAACAAACAAAAUAUUCAAAAAAUAGAUGAUCAAUUGUAGAUAGCCAUUUGCAC
This is a messenger RNA of Lobosporangium transversale, 1355 nucleotides long. RefSeq names its product 3-ketoacyl-CoA thiolase. The transcript has 3 exons. Gene Ontology annotation, biological process: fatty acid beta-oxidation. Gene Ontology annotation, molecular function: acetyl-CoA C-acetyltransferase activity. The record is from RefSeq and is a predicted model, not a curated record. Lineage: Eukaryota; Fungi; Mortierellomycota; Mortierellomycetes; Mortierellales; Mortierellaceae. The coding region runs from base 82 to 1266 and encodes 394 amino acids.